Molecule: messenger RNA, 1379 nt
Organism: Cuscuta epithymum
Lineage: Eukaryota; Viridiplantae; Streptophyta; Magnoliopsida; Solanales; Convolvulaceae
Source: the annotation of a GenBank genome assembly
UAACCACUGCACCCUUUUCUUCCAUCACAUCUCUUUGUUCCAAUCUCAAACAAGUUUCACACACACACUACACCAAAAUAUCACAACUCUUAAUUUCCAUCUUUUUAUUGAUUGAGAAGCAAAUUAAAUGUCACAUAUGUUCAAUCCAUUAUUCAUUUGUGGAAGCUCUCAAGCCCAUGAAGAUCUAGAGGAUGAAAUGGACUGUUUAAGCCCUAAGAGAUCAAAGAAAGGAAACAGCAAUGGUAAGAACAACAACCCAUAUGCCAAUCGCGGCCUUGACAAGUUCUCUGCUCUCUUAGCUGAAAUCCAAGACAAGAAACAGAAGAUCUACACGCAGGUUGGUGCCGAUGAAAUCUCCAUCGUCCGAUUCGUCUUCUCGUCGAACUCGAACCAUGUCAAGCCCAUCGUCGUCAAGCUGAAGGGCGGGAACACGAAGAAAGAAAACACGCCCGCGAGAAGAUCGGGCGAAAGCAUUAACAAUGAAGAUGAGGUUAUUAAAGAUGUUGAGAAGGUCAAAGAAACUGGGUGCUGCUCAAAGAGAAAGUUCACAAAGACUGUGUCUUGGAAGAAGAUGACUUUGGAAGACUGGAAGAACCCGAGGUUUUAUAUGCCGUUGACCAUAAUAUUGAUUCUUGUUUUUCUGGCGGUUUACGGCCGGACGUUUGCGAUUUUGUGUACGUCUGUCGGGUGGUAUGCGAUCCCGGCCAUCAAAGAAAAGCGGCCGGAGACGGUGGGGAGGAGGAAAAGGAAGGAAUAUGCGAGAGGAUUGAGUGAAAAGAAUGUUGUUGUUGGAAGGGGAGGUCGGUCGGAAAAUAGUGAAAUUGGCUCGCCUUCUUCUCCGACGAGUGUUUUACGGUCGCCGUCGGGAAACCAUCAUCACCGGAAAAGCUUUUGAUAUACCCGAAUGAUGACCGAGUACCAUCACAGCUGAGCUGGCGACCUUUGUUAAGGUUUUCCAUUUCUUUUUUUUUUCGCCCAAUUUUUAAAGGUUGAAUUUGGAGACUCAAGUCAUGACCACAGCCUGAUUCCAUAUAGCAUAUGGGAGGUUGUUAAUCAAAGAUGACUUAGUCAAUCUAAGACUCACAAAAUAUCACGAGUAACAUUAUUGUUCCGAGUUUGGAUCCUUAAUGUGAAAAUAUAUAGAUAUUUUCGUUGAUUUGUACAUAAUGCCAAACUAUAUGUCCUCCAAAUUCCACUUCAAGACAUAGUUUGUUUAUAAGUUUAUUAUGUGUUUGUAAUUUAGUUGCUACGGAGUAUGUUUAAUUUCAUGUAACAAUGAAAUAUAUGAUAUACAUAAUACAUGCAAGUGGAUGCAAGUGGUUAUGUAUACUACCUCCAUUCUUAAAUUCUUAAAUAAGUACAACAAUCAACUUUUCACA